Molecule: messenger RNA, 4516 nt
Organism: Rana temporaria (common frog)
Lineage: Eukaryota; Metazoa; Chordata; Amphibia; Anura; Ranidae
Gene: NLGN4X
Product: neuroligin 4 X-linked
Exons: 7
Coding region: 716-3220 (834 amino acids)
Biological process (GO): synaptic vesicle endocytosis; chemical synaptic transmission; modulation of chemical synaptic transmission
Cellular component (GO): synapse; cell surface; postsynaptic specialization membrane
Molecular function (GO): signaling receptor activity; neurexin family protein binding
Source: RefSeq, a predicted model, not a curated record
UUCAGUUUGCUCCAAUAGCUGAAGGAGAACGACUGGUACAGCCUGGUCCUCUCUCCCUCCUCAGCUUCUCUUUUCCUUGCAGAUCGGGCUCCCUCUCUGUCUCUGCAUAGGCAAUCGGAGCUCUUUACUCUCCAAACCUCCUCUGCUCAAGCUGAUUGGAAUGAAUUUUCAUGCUGAACGACUAUACAGCACUUGCUUCCCCCCUGCCAUCAAGACAACCCUUUGUUUUCUGGCUGUUACAUUCCUUUGGACUGCAAGACCUCCCUGGAUUUCAACAAAUAUAGCUGUGUAUUUGCAGAUGUAAAAGGAGCCUGCUUUGCAUCAAGCAGUUCGAUUAAGGAUUUCCAUUUUGCAGGAUUUGGCUGAGCAGAAUACACUGUUGUGCAUAAUCUCUCUCCCUCUAUCUCUCUUUCUCUAUGCUUUGUCAAGACUGAUUCACUGUAAAGGGUCACAAUGCAAAAAUACAAUGAUUAAACUAAGGAUUUAAACUGGAGUCAACACUUGGAAUAGCAGUCCAUCAAUUACUUAAUUCUCGUGGAAUGGGCCUCACAAAAAAAGUAAUCUGGAUCUUACAGAUGGCAGUAAUGAAAAUAAGGCAAUAAUUUCUGUGGCUUAUUUGAAUGAAAGGAUUUGGUUUAUCCUGGCUGAAGUUAUUUAUUUGUUAGUUUUCCUCUCUACCUGGGAGAUCUCACCUUUGCUGAUGUUGAUGUAAACGAUGUCGAGACCAAAGGGAUUACUAUGGUUGCCUUUGAUCUUCACUCCUGUCUGUGUCGUUGUAAACUCAAACUUGCUACUAUGGAUUACAGCCUUUGCUGUAAGAUUUACAAUAAUAGAUGGUCAAGCACAGCAUCCAGUUGUACCUACGAACUAUGGCAAGAUACGUGGCACAAGAACAUCUUUAUCCAUUGAGAUUCUUGGACCUGUAGAGCAAUAUUUAGGAGUUCCUUAUGCCGCACCACCGACGGGAGAGAGGCGUUUUCAACCUCCUGAACCACCUUCAUCGUGGACUGGCAUUAAGAAUGCAACCCAGUUUGCUCCAGUAUGUCCACAGUUUUCAGAUGAAAGAUCAUUAUUAAAUGAUAUGCUGCCUGUAUGGUUUACUGCCAAUUUAGAUACAGUUGUAACCUAUGUUCAGGAUCAAAGUGAAGAUUGCCUAUAUUUAAACAUCUAUGUGCCAACCGAGGAUGGAGCCAACACAAAGAAACAAGCUGAUGAUAUAGCCAAUAAUGAUCGUGGUGAAGAUGAAGAUAUGCACGAUCCAAACAAUAAAAAACCAGUGAUGGUAUACAUACAUGGAGGGUCCUACAUGGAAGGCACUGGAAACAUGAUCGAUGGAAGUAUUCUCGCAAGUCAUGGAAAUGUCAUUGUUGUUACUGUCAAUUACAGGCUUGGUGUCUUAGGGUUUUUGAGUACAGGGGAUCAAGCAGCUAAAGGAAAUUAUGGAUUACUUGACCAAAUUCAAGCUUUGAGAUGGAUUGAAGAAAACAUAGGGGCUUUUGGUGGUGACCCAAAACGAGUUACAAUUUUUGGAUCUGGGGCUGGAGCAUCCUGUGUAAGCCUAUUAACCUUAUCCCACUAUUCUGAAGGUUUGUUCCAAAAAGCAAUCAUACAAAGUGGAACAGCCUUAUCCAGCUGGGCAGUGAACUACCAGCCUGCCAAGUAUACAAGGAUAUUGGCAGAUAAAGUGGGUUGUGACAUGCUGGAUACUAUUGACUUAGUUGAAUGUCUUCGGGAGAAGAACUACAAAGAACUCAUUCAGCAGUCCAUCACACCAGCCACAUACCACAUUGCCUUUGGACCAGUCAUUGAUGGUGAUGUCAUUCCAGAUGACCCACAGAUACUCAUGGAACAAGGGGAGUUCCUUAACUAUGAUAUUAUGCUUGGAGUUAAUCAAGGAGAAGGCUUAAAAUUUGUGGAUGGCAUAGUAGAUAAUGAAGAUGGUGUUUCACUAAGUGAUUUUGACUUUUCAGUCUCUAACUUUGUAGACAACCUGUAUGGUUACCCAGAGGGGAAAGAUACUCUCCGAGAGACAAUUAAGUUUAUGUAUACUGACUGGGCUGAUAAAGAGAAUCCAGAAACAAGAAGGAAAACUUUGGUUGCACUAUUCACAGAUCACCAGUGGGUGGCACCUGCUGUUGCAACAGCUGAUUUACAUGCUCGAUAUGGCUCUCCAACCUAUUUCUAUGCAUUUUAUCACCAUUGCCAAAGUGAAAUGAAACCAAGCUGGGCUGAUUCCGCCCAUGGUGAUGAAGUUCCUUAUGUAUUCGGUAUUCCCAUGAUUGGACCCACUGAACUCUUCAAUUGCAAUUUCUCAAAGAAUGAUAUCAUGCUCAGUGCAGUGGUUAUGACAUAUUGGACUAACUUUGCCAAAACUGGGGAUCCAAACAAACCAGUUCCGCAAGACACAAAGUUCAUCCAUACAAAGCCAAAUAGAUUUGAAGAAGUUGCUUGGUCUAAAUAUGAUCCAAAAGACCAGCUGUAUCUACAUAUUGGUCUAAAGCCAAGAGUAAGAGAUCACUACAGAGCAACCAAAGUGGCUUUCUGGUUAGAAUUAGUACCACAUCUACACAACCUUAAUGAAAUAUUUCAAUAUGUUUCUACAACAACCAAGGUACCACCACCAGAUAUGACUUCAUUCCCGUAUGUUACACGACGCUCUCCUGCUGUAAAGUCAAGGGCUACUACCAAGCGUCCAGCAAUGACACCAGCGAAUAAUCCAAAAGAAACACAAAAGAAUGUUUUGGGUGAAACCACUAUCAUUGCAGAGGAUAAAAGAGAUUACUCCACAGAACUAAGUGUCACCAUUGCUGUAGGAGCUUCCCUUUUGUUUCUUAAUAUUUUAGCCUUUGCUGCUCUGUACUACAAAAAAGAUAAGAGACGCCAUGAAACACACAGACGGCCUAGUCCUCAGAGGAACACAACAAAUGAUAUAGCGCAUAUUCAAAAUGAAGAAAUAAUGUCCUUGCAAAUGAAGCAGUUGGAGCAUGAUCAUGAAUGUGAAGCUCUUCAGGCACAUGACACUCUCCGGCUGACCUGUCCACCUGACUACACCCUCACACUGAGGAGAUCCCCUGAUGAUAUUCCUCUAAUGACUCCAAACACAAUAACAAUGAUUCCAAACACAUUAACGGGUAUGCAACCACUGCAUACCUUUAAUACUUUCAGUGGAGGCCAAAAUAGUACUAAUUUACCCCAUGGCCAUUCUACUACCCGAGUAUAGCUUUGCCAUGUUUUCCAUUCUCUUGGAGAAAACAAAAACAAACAGAAAACUUGUGAAGAAGUAGAAAAGAAGGAAUUAUUUUCUUACUCAUUCCCGUCUAGAGGAAUUGUCUAAUAUUCAUACCGAUCAGCCCAAGAUGUGAAUUGUGUAAAUUGCUGUUAUGAUAUUGCUUAUGAAUUUAUCCCUGCUAGACAAAAUUUUGAUAAACUUAAUAUUUUGAACAGUCUUCUUGAAGAAAAUGGAUGUUUUCUCUAUUAUACAUAACGAGGAAAGCUGCUCGGGAACACAAAAUGUCUUUACUGCUUUGUUUUUGUUUUCUGAGUUCUCUAUGUGCCAUACAGAACAAGGCCCCUUGGUCAAAUACAUUAGUAUCCUGAGCUUUUUAUAAAGCUGUAACUCACAAUGGAAAUUCUAUUUAAAACCACGGACUGACUAUGCAGAAUUAAAUGUAUAGUUCUGGCAAUGAAGGUAUAUGCCAUCAUGAACUGUAUUUAAAGAAGAAAAAAAGUUUGUAAAAAUGUAAAUAGCCGUGAGUUUAAAAAAAAUAUCUUUUAUUGUUGUUUUAAGUUUAAGAAAAUAACUUUUAGAAAGAUUGUGCUUUUAGUUGUGACCUAUGUGUAUAUACAUUAGUCAAAUUCCAUCUCUGUUGCCUCCAGAAAAAGAAAAGAGUUUUCUUCUUAAUAAUGUAAGAAAGAGUUAAGGAAUUUUAUAAUCUUUUAAUUUGUAGGAAAUAAUGCAAGUUCUCUUGAAGAUGACAUUUUGGAUAUGUUAACUGCAAAACUCCCCUUUGAGGUUACACAAAUGCAUGUGCAAUUUUACCUUUUUUUCUCUUUUUUUUAAUGUUUUACAUUUUUACUAUUGUUUCUUGAAUAUCUGGAGCACUGGGUAAUAUUCAAGAAUAACGAGCACUAUUCAAAAGAUGUAUCUAAGAAUGUUUAAAAUUGCUGUUCUUUCUUAUUGCCCUAUUUUUAAAAAAAACGCUAAAUGUAAACUCAGACCACACUGUAGGAUACACAAUGUUUAAAAGAAAAACAAUUAUAUGAAAAUAAGAAUUUAAUUAUUGCAAUUUGAUGGAGAUUGUGUUCUUUUACAUAAUAUAAGGCUUUAUCCAAUAUGCCCGGCAUCUGAUGUUUGUCAUAUAAAAUGUGGGUUAACAUUAUUUUCAUUUGUUUUCCAUUUAUUUAUAUUUUUAAUAAUUAUGUACCUGUCACAUGCGUAAUGCGCAGUACUGAAAGUUAAAAUUGAAGACCACCAAAUGGUUUGCAAAUAAAUUCUGAACAUUUUAUUGGAAAAAAA